Messenger RNA from Manis pentadactyla (Chinese pangolin), 3588 nucleotides. It is a transcript of the gene MEPE, whose product is annotated as matrix extracellular phosphoglycoprotein. The record is from RefSeq and is a predicted model, not a curated record. The coding region runs from base 1115 to 2710 and encodes 531 amino acids. Gene Ontology annotation, cellular component: extracellular matrix. Gene Ontology annotation, molecular function: extracellular matrix protein binding. The transcript is spliced from 4 exons. NCBI's taxonomy places the organism in Eukaryota, Metazoa, Chordata, Mammalia, Pholidota, Manidae. Gene Ontology annotation, biological process: biomineral tissue development.
AAAAGUGCUUUUCCCUAAGUAAUCUCAAAGAAAGGCAUAUAUUUUUUUAUUCUCAUACUGGUUGCUAUAUGUCUUAUAGUAAAAUACUUAACAUUCAUCAAAACUAAAAGAUGAUCAUAUUGAUUUUCAUUUCAGUCUAGUGGGUACUUGAUUUUAAUGAGCUCACUAGAUCCUCUUAGUAUAUUUACCAAAGUGUAAACAUGUACCUUUAUUCAUAGCUAAAUGUUAAUGUUUUAAAUGUAAUUUUGUUGAACACAAUAAAAAAUAUGAUUAACUACAUGUAGAUUUUUCUGUAAUAAGAUAAGAGAAUAGAAACUUACUCUAGUUGGCAUGGCAAGAACACUGGCUCCAUGGCUACAUUGCUCAGAUACUAAUCCUAAUUCUGCCCCUUAUUCUGGGACAAGUAAUUUGACUUUCCAUAUCUAUUUCCUAAUAUAUAAAAUAGGAAUAGUAAUGCCACCUAACUCAUAGGGUUGUUGUGAAGCUCAAUUAAUUGAAUAUGUGUAAAAUUUUAGAAGAGUGCCUGGCUCAUUUUAGUAUUCAAUAAACAUUAGCUCUUCAUACAAGUAUUACAUAAAUUGUUUCACUUUCAGCCCACAGAUGGCUAUUAGCUCAGAUACACAGCUAAUAAAUAUAAAGACAUAUAUUAGGGCCCCAGCCCGGUAGUGGACAAGAUUUCAUUGCACUCAGUGGAGUCUUCUCCCUGGCUGGCUCACUUAAAAAGCCUACUAUGAGUUGCUAUACUAACUUAAUGUUAUUAUGAGUUACAUAAACAAUUAAAUUAAAUGAUCUCUAAAAACAGAAGGAAAAAAUUCAGACUGACAGUACAGCAAAUAAAUAUGUCUAUAAAAUCCAUUUCUAUCAACUGACUUCAUUGUUUUAAUAAUAUUGGACAAUUUUUAUUUUCACAUUGGAAUAAUUAGGCAUAUGAAAGCUCUUAAAGUAGCUGCAGUUGAAUAUAAAUUAUACAUAGUAUCUUUUUUUAAACAAAAGGAUGGCUAGGGGAAAGGAUAUCUGUAUAUAUUUUUGUGUUUUAUUUAUUCCAUGGCUGCAGUUCAUAAUUAGCAAUUCCUUAGGGUAAAAUCUUACUGUCUUUUUACAGGUAUUCUCAAAGAUGCAAAUUGUCUGUUUGGGACUGCUCCUUUUCAGUCUGACCUGGGCAGCACCGGCUUCUCAACCACAGACUGAGAAAACUAAGCAAGACUGUGUGGAAGAACAGAAGAUAACGUACAAAGGCCACCAUGAGAGACAAGGGUAUUAUAUGUAUAAGUACAUUCACACAUCAUCUGGGAGGAAAAAUCAAACUGACAUAAAGCACGAUGAAAAAAACAAAGACAAUAUUGCUUCUCACCAUUCUGGCAAGAGACGAAAUCAAAAGACGGCACCUAAAGAAAAUAUGGUCCCGGAAAGAGGAAAAAACUUGUCUCUUCUUGAAGCCAAUGACAAUAGCCUAAGUAGUAAAUCCCAAAAUCUUUUAGAAAAAAGACAGACAAUGAAUGAAGACUAUAGUAUCAGUAACAAACAAAAUACCCACAGUGAUCUGAAGAUGUCCAUUUAUCAUGAAUCCACUGAGGACAGAGAUGAUGCCAUCAGCCAGCUACAUGGCCAAGAAGAAUAUGGUGCCGCUGUCAUCAGAAAUAUGCGACAUAUGAUGGAGCCAUGGAGUUUGCUUGAACUCUCAGGGAAGGAAAACAGAGAGAACAAACCCAGGAAUGUCCUGAACACAAUUCCAGCAGGUGUGAACUAUGCUAAAGCCCCCUCAAAAGAUGAGAAGAAUCAUCAAAGAGAUCUCCAAGCCCAGAAUAUUCCAGUAAAAAGCAAAAGCACCCACCAUAUCCCAUUCAACACUGUCUAUUCAAAACGGCUUCCAAAAGUCAAAAAAAUCCCCAGUACUUGGGAAGGCAGUGGUUACCCAGAUCUUCAAAAGAGGGGGGACAAUGACAUUGUUCCUUUCAGUGGAGACGGCCAACCUUUUAAGGACAUAUCUGAUAAAGGAGAAGCUAUUGGUCCUGACACAGAAGGUGCAGACAUUCAAAUAGAGUUUUCCAGCCCAAGUGAAGCUGAGACUGUGAAUCCUGAUGCAAGAGGACCAGGUUAUAAUGAGAUCCCAGAGGAAGAGGAAAAUGGCAGAGAUACAAUUGGAACCAGGGAUGAAACAGCGAAAGAGGCAGAUGGAGCUGACGUCAGCCUAGUGGGAGGCAGCAAUGACAUCACAGGAAGCACUGAUUUUAAGGAACUCCCUGGAAAGGAAGGAAACAGAGUGGAUGUCAGCAGCCAAAAUGCUCACCAAGGGAAAGUAGAGUUUCAUUAUCCUCCUGCACCUUCAAAAGAGAAGAGAAAAGAAGGCAGUAGUGAGGUAGCUGAGAGCACUGAUCAUAAUGAAAUUCCAAAACAUGGCAAAGGUAGUAGUAGAAAAGGUACAGAACAUUCUGUAGUGAGUGAGAAGCAAAGGCUGCCUCAUAAGGGCAAAAGUCAGGGCCGGCUCAUUCCUUCUUAUGGUCUCGAUAAUGAAAUUAGAAAUGAAAUAGGUCCCCAUGAUUAUACACCCCACAGACAAAAUAAUUCUACACGGAAUAAGGGCAUGCCACAAAGGAAACGCUUCUGGGGUUACAGAAAACCCCAUUACAGGAGGAGGUUUAGCGCCCCUAAAAAGUAUGACAGUAGCGAAUCAUCUAACAGUGGCAGUUCGAGUGAGAGUGACGGCGACUAGUUCACUAGAAAAUCCCAGCAGGACACAGGUUUGAACGCCUGGUCACCGGCGACGUGAUGGUGAAGGCAAGCCAUGGACAGGAGGCAGCAGAUGGAAGGGCGGAGCAGCAACUGAGCAAGCCAAGAGACCUGGCCUCUUGGCGAGAAUUGUUGCUAUUUUUAUGGGUAUAGUAUGAAAUUCUAUUCAGUUAUGAUGCUUUUUUUAUGGAAAAAAGUUCAUUAAGGACUUAUGAAAGAGAUAAUAUUUGAAUAGCUGUCAUUUAAAAUAGUUUGUGAAUGUCACAAAAGUCUUCCUUUAUUGUUUGCUCUGUAGACAUGAAAAUAAACAGUAUCUCUCCUAUGAUAAUCUGUCAUUAAAUCGGUCUGUAAGAAAGUCUGUUGUCUGUGGUACUGCAUUUCAGAGGCAACAAGGUCAGUCUUGCCUCUGGCAAGGGCGGCGCUCUGGAAUGAGUCGGGGAAUGAAGCCGGAAAGCAUUCCCUCAUCCCGCCCCGGUUAAGCCAGCCUUUCUUUUUCCUCUGACUUCCCUCUGCUCCAAUGAAGAUACCCACUUCACAUCUUCCUACGCUCCUUCCUAUGUUGCAUAUUUAUAACUUUCUAUAAGGCAUUUUUUAUUUCCUGAAAUGAAUCUCCAUGUUAUUUUUCUUAAUUCUACCCCCUUUCAGAGAAAGAGGGAAUGGGAUGGAGGACGGGGAGCAGGGAGAAUUUGAGAAGGGGAGACACAACUGCAAAGCCAAGACAAAAACUUACUUGGUAGGUCCUAUUCAUUGACUGAUCCCAAAUCAUUUCCAGCCCAUUUCUUCUUCCUAUCCUUUAGUAUACUUGCUUUUCCAGCUAACAGUCUAGUGACACUCUUCUGGAAAUUAGACCUAAGCUUCCUG